Saccostrea cuccullata (small rock oyster) is the source of this 1125-nucleotide messenger RNA. RefSeq names its product macrophage-expressed gene 1 protein-like. Lineage: Eukaryota; Metazoa; Mollusca; Bivalvia; Ostreida; Ostreidae. The record is from RefSeq and is a predicted model, not a curated record. The transcript has a single exon. Bases 1 to 1125 code for a protein of 374 amino acids.
AUGACAACAGAAAAGCUUUUCCACACUGCUCAGAUUGGAAGCUUUAUUUUAUUGAUAGUCUCUGCCGUGAGCGGAACACAGUCCGAUUCAAAUACACUAGAUUCCGCCAAGUUUGGAGAUGCCAGAAAAUGCCUUGCAGAAAUGGGAAACGGCGUUACCCGUUUCGGAGUUUUACCAGGAACGGGAUGGGAUAAUCUUAGAAAUAAGGUCUCAGGAUUGAUUGUUUCUUUCAAUUAUUCUGAGUGUGAUACAACCGAUGAUGGCAAAUAUCUAAUACCCGACAAUGUUUUCACGGUUCCGAUCAAAACAAGUGAGGUAGAAGUAUUAGGUGAAUAUUUUCAUCACUGGACUGAAUAUAUUUCAACAACAUCACAUUCAAUCAAUAUUGGUUCCGGGUUUAAUGGAAAGUUUCAGAUAAGCGGGGCCUUUUCUUUUGAAAAAGAGAGAAUUAAGAAAAAUCAAAUUGCGAACAAUGCAGCUACAACACGGGUCCAGGCAAGAUAUGUCCGUUAUUCAGCCAAACUUCAGCAGACUUCACACCUUAAUCCAGAAUUUCGUCAACAAAUACAAAACAUUGCAGAAAAUAUACAGAAGAAUUUUUCUUCAGUAGCUGAAUAUGAAAGUCAAGUACUGGUUCGAGAUUUCGGCACACAUAUCGUAUCGAGCAUUGAUGCGGGAGCUGUUAUUUUACAAAUCGAUGAAAUUAAGUCGUCUUUUUUGAAGAGUGUGAACGCAGACAGGACUAAAAUUAUCAAUUCGGCAAGUAUAAAUUUUCGGAAGAAAUUCAAAUUCUCUAUAGGUAGCAGUCAUGAAGAUUCUUCUGAGUUCAUACAAAGCUAUGAGAAAAAUAAAUUAAGCAGUUUUAUCCAUGCCCAGGGAGGACCGAUUUUCAAGCCAAACAACUAUUCCUUGGAUGACUGGGCAUCGGAAGUGAAAGACAAUCUGGUUUCAAUCGACCGUAGCGGCUCACCGAUUUACGAACUAAUUAACCAGCGUAACUUUCCAAAAUAUUCUUCAUCUGUUAUUUACGCUAAAUUUCAACACGUGAGGAAUGCAGUAGAAGAGUACUUCAGAUUUAACACUUAUCGUGGGUGUACAAAAUUUGAUUCGCCUAACUUUUCAUAA